AUGGUAUUCCGCUCCCCCCUAGACCUCUAUUCCUCCCACUUCUUGUUGCCAAACUUCGCCGAUUCUCACCACUGCUCCCUACUUCUGGCGAGUAGCGGCGGCGGAAGCGGUGCGGGCGGCGGCGGCGGCGGCGGCGCGGGAGGAGGCGGCGGCGGCGGCGGCGGGAACCGUGCGGGAGGCGGCGGUGCUGGCGGAGCAGGCGGCGGCAGCGGCGGCGGCGGCGGCGGCUCCAGGGCCCCCCCGGAAGAGUUGUCCAUGUUCCAGCUGCCCACCCUCAACUUCUCGCCGGAGCAGGUGGCCAGCGUCUGCGAGACGCUGGAGGAGACGGGCGACAUCGAGCGGCUGGGCCGCUUCCUCUGGUCGCUGCCCGUGGCCCCCGGGGCUUGCGAGGCCAUCAACAAACACGAGUCGAUCCUGCGCGCGCGCGCCGUCGUCGCCUUCCACACCGGCAACUUCCGCGACCUGUACCACAUCCUGGAGAACCACAAGUUCACCAAGGAGUCCCACGGCAAGCUGCAGGCCAUGUGGCUCGAGGCGCACUACCAGGAGGCCGAGAAGCUGCGCGGCCGCCCGCUCGGCCCGGUGGACAAGUACCGCGUGCGCAAGAAGUUCCCUCUGCCGCGCACCAUCUGGGAUGGCGAGCAGAAGACCCAUUGCUUCAAGGAGCGGACUCGGAGCCUGCUGCGGGAGUGGUACCUGCAGGAUCCCUACCCCAACCCCAGCAAGAAACGCGAACUGGCGCAGGCCACCGGCCUCACUCCCACACAAGUAGGCAACUGGUUUAAGAACCGGCGACAGCGCGACCGCGCAGCGGCGGCCAAGAACAGGCUCCAGCACCAGGCCAUCGGGCCGAGCGGGAUGCGAUCGCUGGCCGAGCCCGGCUGCCCCACGCACGGCUCAGCAGAGUCACCGUCCACGGCGGCCAGCCCGACCACCAGUGUGUCCAGCCUGACGGAGCGCGCGGACACCGGCACUUCGAUCCUCUCGGUAACCUCCAGCGACUCGGAAUGUGAUGUAUGA
Apodemus sylvaticus (European woodmouse) is the source of this 1020-nucleotide messenger RNA. It is a transcript of the gene Six3, whose product is annotated as SIX homeobox 3. The transcript is spliced from 2 exons. Gene Ontology annotation, biological process: brain development; eye development; regulation of transcription by RNA polymerase II. Gene Ontology annotation, molecular function: RNA polymerase II cis-regulatory region sequence-specific DNA binding; DNA-binding transcription factor activity, RNA polymerase II-specific. The record is from RefSeq and is a predicted model, not a curated record. NCBI's taxonomy places the organism in Eukaryota, Metazoa, Chordata, Mammalia, Rodentia, Muridae. Gene Ontology annotation, cellular component: nucleus; transcription regulator complex. Bases 1 to 1020 code for a protein of 339 amino acids.